AUGUUAACAAUAAAUGAUUAUCUUGAUGGUUUACAUUGUCUACAUGAAGCACAAAAAGUAAAUGCAACAACAGAAGAAAUUAUAUUUAAAUUACGUCUUUAUCUAGAAGAUAAAGUUGGUGAUCAACAUAUUUUAAAUACAAUUUUAACACUUAUAAAAACAGAAAACAUUAUUGAUUUUUCUAAUUAUAAAAAAUUUGAAUAUUGUACUAGUUUAUUACCACUUUUUAUGAUAUUUAUUUGUUUGGAAAAUUCAUUUAUUGAACAAAAAUAG
This is a messenger RNA of Rotaria sordida, 273 nucleotides long. NCBI's taxonomy places the organism in Eukaryota, Metazoa, Rotifera, Eurotatoria, Philodinida, Philodinidae. The record is from the annotation of a GenBank genome assembly.